GCUCCGCCAUUAAAACUCGAUAUCAUGGUUCAGGAAGCUAAUGCAGCUAAAACACCUGCAGAUACAAAUGUCUCCAACCAAUCACCAAUCCAUGGCCAAGCCAGGGACCAUAAGUGGUGGCUCCGGGUGUCUAUCUACGCAAUCUUUGUCUACUGCGGCGAGUCAGUAGCGACCCUACUAGGAAGAUUGUACUACGACAAAGGCGGAAACAGCAAGUGGAUGGCAACACUAGUACAAAUUGCAGGCUUCCCAAUGCUCCUUCCCUACUAUUGCACUGCCCCAACACCGAAGAGACCUUUCACAAACAGCAUUAUCCGCUCGAAACCGACAAGAUCCGCCUUAACCAUCUUAUCAGUUUACAUCUCUCUUGGCCUCCUAAAUGGAGCAGUAUGCCUUUUUCACUCCAUUGGGCUGUACCACCUUCCUGUUUCCACUUACUCCCUCAUUUGUGCAUCCCAGUUGUCAUUCAGUGCCUUGUUCUCAUUCUUUCUCAACUCACAGAAAUUCACUCCUUACAUUGUCAAUUCCCUAGCGCUUCUCACAAUAUCCUCUAUACUUCUACUUUUCCAAGCAGAUUUUGCAGACCCAUCUGAACAAGUACCCGGAAGGAAAUACGUAGUCGGGUUCAUUUGCACCAUUUGUGCCUCGGCCGGGUAUGGCUUGGUGCUCUCCUUGACACAGUUUGCAAUGGAGAAAAUUGUGAAGAAGGAAGCUUUUUCAGCAAUCAUGGACAUGACCUUGUAUCAGUCAAUGGUGGCGACAUUUUGUGCUCUUGUGGGGCUAUUCACAAGUGGAGAUUGGAAGGUUUUGAGGAAAGAAAUGACGGGUUUUCGACUAGGGAAGUUUUCAUAUGUCAUGACCUUAACAUGGACAGCUAUUUCAUGGCAACUUUGCAAUAUUGGAGCUGUGGGGCUCAUUCUUGAGGUGUCCUCACUCUUCUCCAAUGUCAUCAGUGUUUUGAGUUUGCCUGUUGUUCCUGUUUUGGCUGUGAUCUUCUUCCAUGACAAAAUAGAUGGAAUUAAAGUGAUUGCCAUGGUUUUGGCUACCUGGGGACUCAUGUCAUAUGUUUAUCAGCACUAUAUUGAUAGCAGAAAUUCCAAGAAGGAGAACAAAAGAAUUAACGAUACUCGAGAAACAGCUUCCUUAGAGGCAGAAAAUUCUGUAGUUAAACUUUGA
This is a messenger RNA of Morus notabilis, 1176 nucleotides long. RefSeq names its product probable purine permease 10. Gene Ontology annotation, cellular component: membrane. The transcript has 2 exons. The record is from RefSeq and is a predicted model, not a curated record. The coding region runs from base 25 to 1176 and encodes 383 amino acids. Gene Ontology annotation, molecular function: purine nucleoside transmembrane transporter activity. NCBI's taxonomy places the organism in Eukaryota, Viridiplantae, Streptophyta, Magnoliopsida, Rosales, Moraceae.